UUUACUAACUUGAUUUCGCUCGGCUCGUUGAGAAUCACAGCCCACUCCUUUUAUAAAUCACAAAAAGAGUUUGCGUUUGCUAAAAGGUUUCUGCUAUUGCAACUGUUUGCCGAUGCAUUUAAAGAGAAAAAAAGAAAAGGAGAUGGAUUUAAAGGAAUUUAAACCUCGAAGACGAUAAAUUGAAGUUCAGACGAUGCUAAAAUGAUCACUGGAUGAGCUAAUCUUGCAGGAUUCGUGUAUUUUUCUUCGGUGUGAAGUCGCCGAGAAAUGACAGCGGAAUGCAGCACGGAUGUUUUGGUGAGUUUCUCCGAGUCCCUGCACGUCUACAGCGGGCUGUUGACGGUGUCUGCGGUGUGCGGAGGUCUGUCGGGGAUCCUGGCCGCCACCCUGCUGUACGUGUUCUGCAUGAAGCCGCUGCUGCUGACCAGACAGGGUUACAAUGCAAGGAGGCUGUUUGAACCUGACGAUGUGGAAGUGGACAACAACCAAAGUGACCGUGUCAGCAACACCAGAAAAGAAGCUCCAAGUACCAAUAACGACAAAGAGAAGAAGCAGCAGGGCAUGAACAGUGAUGUGGCUGCAUUUGCAUCAAGAGCCAAGGUGGUUUACCCGAUCAAUCAAAAAUACAGACCGUUAGCAGAUGGUGCAUCCAACCCAUCACUACAUGAGCACUCAAAAUUACCACCGAUGCCCAAUGAGGAGUCAUCCUCCUCUUUGGAUGGAGAGUCUAUGAGCCAAGAGCAAGACAACGAUGACAGCAGCCAGUUUAUCUCGUCAUCUCUGGUUCCCAAGAGCCUUCAGAACCACAGUUUCAUCAGGGUGUCCCACUACCCCCACACACUGAUACAGACAGGUUUUGAAGGAAGGAUCAGCCUUUACUGUUUAGUCCUGCAGGAUGUAGAACAUCACAGCUCUCAGCUCCAGGAAGAAAAAUACUUGAUUUUUCUUCAUAUGCUGAAAAUAAUAUUCAGCAGCCAGUUUCCAAAAGAUCAAAAGGAGGCAGAGUUUACAAAGAAUAUUCUUCAGAUGCAAGAAAAGGAACUGAAUGAUUUGAGGAAACUGUUACCAACAGUUCAAACUGUUAGUGAGAAGAGUUCUGAUGGUCACUGUUCACUAGAAGAGAUUGAAAGAGCUCAGAAAGAUCUCUUUGAACGGGGUCUUCAAAUGUGCAAACGUUUCAGCAGACAGGUAGAGGAUUUGUGCCACCAUCUAUUGAAGAAAACCAGCAUUUUUUCUCCAGAUGAAGCACAGAGUACCAUUGCCUCUCUCAUCCAGACACUUGUUGUAGUAGAGAACCAGCUCAUGAAUUCACACAGAGCUAACCUGAAGAGGAUACAGGAGAAGUUGUUAUGGUGGGAGGAGUUGACUGGGUUUGUUCAGUCCCAACCCGCCUUGCUAAACUGGGAAAUGAGUCUGAGGCAGAGCUUGAUCACCACAACACUGGAGCAGCUCACAAGUGAUGACAUCUUGACAUUUAGUCACAUGGAAGAGAUACUUUCAAAGGUUCAGACCGCUCUGACUGAUUGCCUUCAGCAGUGCACAGAGGAGUGCACGAGGACAACAAAGGAGCUGGUAAAUGAGAAGUGCAGCAAAAAGGAGUCGAAGAGGAGGAAGCUUCAGAGGAGUCAAAUGAAGGAGAGAAGCCAAGCCCUGGAGCAGACGCAGGCUCGCGGUGACUUGGAGGAAUCCACCACGAUGUACCAGGAGUUGCUGAUGAAACACAGGCGACAGAUGUUCGACUUGGAGCUUCAGCAGAACAACAGGAUUGCAGAGGCCUUGUGUGACGUUUGGAAGAAACUGCGUACGUGUUGGUCAAAGAGGCUCGGGGAAUUGGCAAAGGACGUCUUUGUGAUGUCUGUUCCUGCCCAGACGCACCUCACCGCUGAGCACUGUGAGAAGCUGUGGCUGGAUCUGGAGCAGGAGCUGGCUGCUCAGCUGCAGCAGGCGGAGCGCAACACCAGACAGCAGCUGCAGGACAUCACGGCUGAGCUGGAUAGAGAUGAGCAGGCGUGGAGUGAAGGGUUUGCUCUGGUGCAGGCCUGUCUCAAACAUCAGAGUGAACAGCAGAUGCACAUCCUCAGAUCAAUGGUGGCCAGACAGAGCUACACAAUCAGCAGUCAAACGGGGAAGAUGAUAGAGAGCAAACAUGAGCACCUUUUGGCAGUGGUGCAAAGAUGCUUUGUGGUCAGGCACUUCUGUCUGCACAUGCUGAAGGAGAUGAGACUGUCCAAGCUGAAGGCUCUCUCUCAGACUGAUUUCAGAGCUCUGCUAGUGGAGGAUCCCAGUAAAGGCCAGCGUUGUGUUAAUCCGGUUCUCAAGAAUAGCAGUGCCGGCUUGGCCGGGAGCCACCUGGGCCCCGAGAGCCAGCUGCUGGAGAACAACCUCCAGCAAGAAUUUCUGUCUGAGUUGGAAACGGCAACUGAGCUUCUUCAGAGUCACGCACAGCUGGUGCUGGGCAACGCCCUCAGCCACGCCAUCCAGCAGAGGAUGGAGGCCAUAUCCUCACACUCACUGACCUCUCCUAAACAAGACCAUAGCUUGAAACACAAUCUGAUGGAGGGGGCAGCAGACAGUGUUUAUAUGACCAAAGAUUCCCUCACUGCGCUCGUCCAGAGCUACUAUUCCUGUCUAAGAGACAUUACUAGUAAACUGCAGCAGGAUCAGCCAAACACAAACCGGGAGAUGUGUGAGAGGAAAGACCACAGCGGUCACGUGAGCAGAGUCUUGCUGAGAGAGCUGGUGAACUGGGGGAAGAAACCUGCUUCGGCCGAGUUUCAACAGAGGGUUGAGCUGAACAAAAGGAAAGUGCUGGACCAGAGUGAUUUGGAACAAGAGGUUAUGUAUGAAGAACUGAGACAGAAGAAAACAGCCCAAGACCAAGCCCUGGAGAGGAUAAAAACACAGUUAAUGGAGGCAGAAGAAAGCUUCAUAACUGAGCUGGCAGCUUUGGCCCACAUCUCUCUCCACAGUCCAGAUCUGGAGCACAGUAGUGAAGAGGACAACAUUGGUGACCAGAGUAUCCCGAUCCUGGACCUGCUCGCUCUGAACCCAGCGUUAGAUCCAGCCUUGAAUCCUUCACUCACGCCAAUGUUUGCAGCUCCAGUCGUGAAAUCCAAACCAAAGAAGAAAAGAGAGCAAGAAUCUCAUUUCAUCUGAAAUCUUAACAUAACUGGACUUUUUAUGUGUUAUAAAAAUAUGUGUACUUUUAUAUUUUUCUGGCUCAUAAAACUGCUACUUUGUUAAUAAUAUCAAUGUUUCUAUGAGGAAGGUACCACACUAUGUACAAUAACACAACUUUUUCUUAAUGGUUAAGUACACCAAAGCAUCCUGCUUUAAGCAUAUUUACCCUCUGUUUGUCUGCUUCUCUAAAUGUACCAUAAAAUAAUACAACUCUGAAAA
Cololabis saira (Pacific saury) is the source of this 3399-nucleotide messenger RNA. It is a transcript of the gene evc, whose product is annotated as evC complex member EVC. The transcript has 20 exons. The record is from RefSeq and is a predicted model, not a curated record. Bases 268 to 3156 code for a protein of 962 amino acids. Gene Ontology annotation, biological process: smoothened signaling pathway. Lineage: Eukaryota; Metazoa; Chordata; Actinopteri; Beloniformes; Belonidae.